CUUCCAUUCCUUGAGCGAGCGAUCGAUCGAGUCCUUUCAGGAGAGCUAGGGUAUGAUGCUGGGAAUUAGGGGCGAGCAAGAAGGCGAGGCGCUGGAGCGGUGCUUCGCGAUCGACCACUCCUCGGCGUCGUCCGACAGCUCCUACUGCUUCUACGGUGAGGAAUCGAUCGAGCACGGCCUGGAUUCUUGCUUCUACGAGGAGAAAUCGCCUCCGGAUGAACUGUUUGGGGAGAUUACGGCCGCGGCGCGGUGCGAGGGCUCCACGGACAGCAACGGGAUGGAGCGUUCCGGGUCGCCGGCGUCGGACGACGCGUUCUUGAUCGCGGCGGGGUCGUUCGAUCGUCACCACUCGGCCUUCGAUCGCGAGCAGGGUUUGUUACGGGAUGAUGGCGACGAGCAGCAGCAAUGGGAGGCGCUCGUGGAAGGGGUUCUCGAUUGCUCGGCAGACGCGCAGAGCGAAUCGAUCGGCGGGCAGGGAUAUUUGGACGCUCAGCACCAGGAUGAUGAUGAUCAUCGCGCCGCCGAGAAUGCCACCAGCGACAGCAACAAGGAGGAAAAGAUCGAGCUCGUGGAUCUCCUGGUAGCUUGCGCCCAGGCAAUCUCGGCGAAGAGCACGAGUUUGAUCCACUGCCUUCUGGCAAGACUGGGCGAGCUGGCAUCGCCGCAUGGAUCCACCGCCAUGGAGCGCCUGGCAGCCUACUUUACCGAGGGCCUAGCGUGCCGGUUGGCCAGCCAGCGCCCGGAUCUCUACAAGCCGCUGUCGCUGGAGACCGAUCCAAGCCCCGGAUCCGCCUGUUCUUCCGAGGCCGAGGAGGAAUCCAUCGCCGCCUACCACAUCCUCAAUCACGUCAGCCCGAUCGUCAAGUUCGCCCACUUCAGCGCCAACGAUGCCAUCCUCGAGGCGUUCCAGGGGCGGAAGAAGGUCCAUGUCAUCGAUCUGGACGUGGGGCAGGGGCUCCAGUGGCCGGCGCUGUUCCAAGCGCUAGCGAAUCGAUCGGAGGGGCCGCCAUCACUGGUGAGGAUCAGUGGCAUCGGGCCUUUCAAGGACAGCGUCCAGGAGACGGGCGAUCGGCUGGCGGAGUUUGCUCAGGCGCUGGGGCUGUGCUUCGAGUUCCAUGCCGUGGUGGAGCGGCUCGAGGAGAUCCGGCUGUGGAUGCUCCACGUCAAGGACGGGGAGGCGGUGGCGGUGAAUUGCAUCGGGCAGCUCCACCGGAGCUUGCUGGAUCGGCAGCAGAUCCAGGGGGUGAUGGAGCUCAUCCGGAGCACGAAGCCGGAGGUGGUGGCAAUUGUGGAGCACGAAGCCGAGCACAAUGUGGAGUGCUUCGAGGCCAGGUUUGCGGGGUCGCUGCGCUAUUAUGCGGCGAUGUUUGAUGCCCUGGACUCGAGCGUGGUGGUGGUCGAUGGAGAGAGCUCAUUGUCGGCGAGGACGAGGGUGGAGAAGACCAUCUUUGCGAGGGAGAUUAGAAACAUCGUUGGGUGUGAGGGGGAGGACCGGAUCGAGAGGCACGAGAGGUUUGAGGGAUGGAAGAGGAUGUUGGAAGAGGAGGGGUUUCGGAACAGGGGAAUGAGCCAGCGCGCGAUUGUCCAGGCAAAGCUGCUGCUGGAGAUGUUCUUGUGUCCUGAGUAUAGGAUUGACAAACUGGAGGGCAAGGAUGAAAAUGGAAGUAGGGAAUGUUGUGAAGGUAUCACACUUGGUUGGUUGGAUCAGCCUCUAGUCACCGUUUCAGCCUGGUCUCUAAUAAGGUAAUGUAUUUUUUUUUUCCAAAACUUUUAUGAGGAAAGUUUUCUGUCUUAAUUCUUUAUCUGAAAUUUCAAACUUAAGUUUUAAUUUGGUUGAAA
Selaginella moellendorffii is the source of this 1839-nucleotide messenger RNA. Its product is annotated as scarecrow-like protein 28. Gene Ontology annotation, cellular component: nucleus. The transcript has a single exon. Gene Ontology annotation, molecular function: DNA-binding transcription factor activity; sequence-specific DNA binding. Bases 53 to 1747 code for a protein of 564 amino acids. The record is from RefSeq and is a predicted model, not a curated record. Gene Ontology annotation, biological process: regulation of DNA-templated transcription. NCBI's taxonomy places the organism in Eukaryota, Viridiplantae, Streptophyta, Lycopodiopsida, Selaginellales, Selaginellaceae.